Molecule: messenger RNA, 2268 nt
Organism: Miniopterus natalensis
Lineage: Eukaryota; Metazoa; Chordata; Mammalia; Chiroptera; Miniopteridae
Gene: CAVIN1
Product: caveolae associated protein 1
Biological process (GO): transcription initiation at RNA polymerase I promoter; termination of RNA polymerase I transcription
Cellular component (GO): caveola; cytoplasm
Molecular function (GO): rRNA primary transcript binding
Source: RefSeq, a predicted model, not a curated record
ACCUGUUUCCUCUCAGCUAACAUUCCUCCGCCGCGGUCCCGCUCUCACCGCCUCCGCUGCCAGCCGAGGCCCUAGCCUCCCGCUCCAACUAUUCCAACCAUCCUGGGGAAGGGUGGGGCGCUAGGCUCCUGGGUCCCCCCUCGGUUGUCCCCCCCCCCGCGCCCCCAUCAUCGGUCUUCCCUUUUGCCCAGGUCCCUCCUUUUCUGGGACGGGGCCAGCCAAUGGGCGACGAGACUCCGGGUUUGGCUUGGGAGCUGGGGAGCUCAAAGAUCCCCCGCCCCACAGUUCUGGCCGCGGUCCCGGGGCGCACGGACGUGGCUCGAGUUUCCUCCGCUCUCCGAGCGCUCUGGUUCUCCCCCCUCCCGCUCUUCCUCCUCUCCCGGUCUCCCGCUCCAGCUUCAGCUGCACCCGGCGGGCCCCGCAACGGCUCCGGGUAGCCAUGGAGGACACCCAGCUCCAUAUCGUCGAGCAGCCGCUUUCCGGGUACCCUGACGCCGAGGACCCGGGGUCCUCCCUCAUGCGGGCGCCGGCGGCGGAGGAGCCGUCGGGGGCCGGCUCCGAGGAGCUGAUCAAAUCGGACCAGGUGAACGGCGUGUUGGUACUGAGCCUUCUGGACAAAAUCAUCGGCGCCGUCGACCAGAUCCAGCUGACCCAAGCCCAGCUGGAGGAGCGGCAGGCGGAGAUGGAGGGCGCCGUGCAGAGCAUCCAGGGGGAGCUGAGCAAGCUGGGCAAGGCGCACGCCACCACCAGCAACACCGUGAGCAAGCUGCUGGAGAAGGUGCGCAAGGUCAGCGUCAACGUGAAGACCGUGCGCGGCAGCCUGGAGCGCCAGGCCGGCCAGAUCAAGAAGCUGGAGGUCAACGAGGCCGAGCUGCUGCGGCGCCGCAACUUUAAAGUUAUGAUCUACCAGGAUGAAGUGAAACUGCCGGCCAAACUGAGCAUCAGCAAGUCGCUGAAAGAGUCGGAUACGCUGCCGGAGAAGGAGGGCGAUGAGCUGGGCGAGGGCGAGCGGCCCGAGGAGGACGUGGCCAUCGAGCUGUCCUCCGACGAGGCGGUGGAGGUGGAGGAGGUGAUCGAGGAGUCGCGCGCCGAGCGCAUCAAGCGCAGCGGCAUGCGGCGCGUGGACGACUUCAAGAAGGCCUUCUCCAAGGAGAAGAUGGAGAAGACCAAGGUGCGCACCCGCGAGAACCUGGAGAAGACCCGCCUCAAGACCAAGGAGAACCUGGAGAAGACGCGGCACACGCUGGAGAAGCGCAUGAACAAGCUGGGCACGCGCCUGGUGCCCACGGAGCGCCGCGAGAAGCUCAAGACCUCCCGAGACAAGCUGCGCAAGUCCUUCACCCCCGACCACGUGGUCUACGCGCGCUCCAAGACGGCCGUCUACAAGGUGCCCCCCUUCACCUUCCACGUCAAGAAGAUCCGCGAGGGCGAGGUGGAGGUGCUGAAGGCCACGGAGAUGGUGGAGGUGGGCAACGACGACGAGGAGGGCGGCGCCGAGCGGGGCGAGGCCCUCGACUUGCUGCGCGGCAGCAGCCCCGACGUGCACACGCUGCUGGAGAUCACCGAGGAGUCGGACGCCGUGCUGGUGGACAAGAGCGACAGCGACUGACCUGACGGGGACGCUUGGGGCUCUGCCCGGGAGGCCUCGCCGCCCCGCCUCUUCUCGCCCGCGCCCUGAUUCCUCCCCCCCCCCUUGAACUUUCUCUUUCGCAUCCUUUCUCGGGGGCCCCAAGCGGGCUGACGACGUAUUUCUAAAUUGAGAACAUCUUCCCCUCAAGGAGCACCCCCCCCCCCAAGUCUUACAGAUGUUAAGACAGGAGAGGUGGUGGUGGUGGGGGGGCAGCCUCCACAAAGAACAGCCCCAGUUUGGGCACAGCCUGGGUGGGAAUGGAAAGGGGAGUGAUCCAUGUUCUGGUUGCUCAAGUUGGGGAUCCUAGCGGGAAAAUGCUAUCAUUUCCACAGCGGGGGGGCCCCCCCUUGGGGCAUGCUGCCUUCCCCUGACUCUCCCCCUCACACAUCCAGCUGCUGUCAUUCCUGCUCACUGAGCUCUUCUUUCUAAUCCUGACCCCUGGAGGCUUCAAAGCCAAAAUUAAUGUAACGGGAAAGAGUGAAGCCUGAAGACCUUUGCGCAUUGGGAGGCCCCAUGCUGGAGGGACUUGAAAGCAGCUUUCGGGAGAAGGUGGCUGUGAAGGAGAGAGGGCAGCGAGUGAGCCAUGAGCCUGGAUGAGGGUCUAGCACAGGCUGUGUCUGCAAAGGGUCCCCAUCAAG